GGUGCGGCUGCUCUCGGUGAGCUGCGGCCGAGCGAGAUGGCGGUGCUGGCGAGGCUUCCCCGGUUGGCUCUCACUCGCGCCCUCCGCUCCCCGCUCGGGCGGCGCACGCUGUCGGUGGCAGUACCGGGUCAUGGGGAGGGCAGCGGGGCUCGAAUGUGGAAGAUCCUGACCUUUACUGUUGCUUUACCUGGUGUUGCAGUCUGCAUGUUGAACUGCUACUUAAAGGCGCAGCACAAGCAUGAGAGACCAGAGUUCAUUCCUUAUCCUCACCUCCGUAUCAGGACCAAGCCCUUCCCCUGGGGAGAUGGGAACAAAAGUUUAUUCCACAACCCCCAUGUCAAUCCUCUCCCAACUGGCUAUGAAGAUCACUAAAGAUGUGGACCACAGCAACAACUUGAACUACUGAUAUAUUCUGACCAGAACAUUUGUAUGGGACCUUUCAUCUAAACAAUUAUUCUGCAUUCCUGUAUUGUAAGGUUAUGACAUUCUGACCUCUUGUACUGUACCUGUAGAAGAGGUUACCUUAAAUAAAUAACUCCACUUGGAUUUCUGUGUGAA
Messenger RNA from Gavialis gangeticus (Gharial), 558 nucleotides. Its product is annotated as cytochrome c oxidase subunit 6A2, mitochondrial. The record is from RefSeq and is a predicted model, not a curated record. Bases 37 to 372 code for a protein of 111 amino acids. Gene Ontology annotation, molecular function: enzyme regulator activity. The transcript has 3 exons. Gene Ontology annotation, cellular component: mitochondrial inner membrane. Gene Ontology annotation, biological process: mitochondrial electron transport, cytochrome c to oxygen. NCBI's taxonomy places the organism in Eukaryota, Metazoa, Chordata, Crocodylia, Gavialidae.